ACGGGAUCGAUCACACCACUUACAGAUGUUAGAAGCACGAGAUCGAAAUAUCAGACUAGAGAAUUUUAGGGGGGAUGUAUCUAAUAUGAUGGUAAAGACCAUCAAAAUUACCAGUGAACUACUUAUGUGAACCCGACGUCAGAAAUGCUGCAUCCCCGGCGCAGUGCCCAGGAUGUCCUACUGUGUGACUCCUGUCAAAUUGUCCCCUUACAGAGCCACUGCGAACUUUGUAAUAUAAACAUUUGUACUAACUGUGUAGGAAAACACCUUUUGGAUUCGUCUAGAAAACACCGAGUCAUUCCGUUCAAAGAGAAAAGUUCUAACCCUAACUACUCAGAAUGUCCGAAACAUGCUAACAAACACUGUGAACUUUACUGCGAGGAAUGUGACGUUCCUGUCUGUUCUACCUGCGUCUUAGAUGAACAUAGAGGGCAUAUCUUAUGCGAUGUUUUGAAAAACGUCAGUUCUAAAACAGAAGUCAUACAAAACGAUUUGGAAGAACUAGAGUGCAGAAUUUAUCCUCUAUUUGAACAAAUGGCCUCUGGUGUCCAGACUGAAAAAAAUGAGAUAAAAAUCAAUUACGGAAAACUUACAACAGCUACCGACCAACAAGGAGAAAUCUGGCACCGAGAGAUCACCACCAUUGUCAACCAACGAAAAGCUUACAUUGUGGAGAUGGAAACUAAACAUAUGGCUGCCUUAGAUAAAAGCACAGAUGAAAUCACACACGUUUUUACAGAACUUAAACAAAUUAUUCUAAACCUGAAGGCACUAUUAGAAUCCAAUGAUAUCUCUCUAAUCUCUACCUACGAAUCUAGGAAUAACGAGUUCAGAAAAUUGCCUCAUAAAGUCCGAGUUACAUUACCAAGUUUCUCUCCUCAGAUAAUAAACACAGACCAGCUCCGUGAAAUGUUUGGUUGUCUGUCAUCAUUAUCUAUUAAUAAAGAAGAACAUGACUACACAAUGAAGUCAGCAGAAGCUGUAUCAUCUCAUCCAGUCAAACCAAUGAAGUCACGAGAAGCUGUAUCGUCUCCUCUGGUCAAACCAAUGCAGUCACCAGAAGCUGUAUCAUCUCUUCCAGUCAAACUAAUAAAGUCUCCAGAAGCUGUUACGCCUGUUCCAGUUAACCCACUGCUUGAUGAACCGCGAGUUACUGCCACCAUUGACAUUGGGUAUGAAGUUCUAACACCAGUACGCAAUGUUAGCUGUCUCAGUGAAAAUGAAGUCUGGAUAUGUGGGAAUAACAACUGCAUGAAGCUCCUCGACCUUCAGGGUAAACUACUGACAUCAAUACGAACCAAGUCAGGGUACUGGCCAUGGGACAUAACAGUGACACGGGACGGAGAUGUUCUUUAUACUGACCCUUAUAAUAAAACUGUAAACUUAGUGAAAAAUAAACAGAUACAGAGCGUGAUCACGCUACAGGGAUGGAGACCUCGGAAUGUCUGCAUUACCUCCUCCGAUGAUCUCCUUGUUACCAUGGACAGCGAUGAUGGAAAACAAUCCAAAGUUAUUCGUUACUCUGGCUCCACAGAUACACAAACCAUUCAGUUUGAUGAUAAGGGUCGUCCUCUCUAUUCACCUGAGCGCUAUAGUAGCAAUAAAUACAUAAGUGAGAACAGGAACCUGGAUAUCUGUGUGUCUGACUGGAAAGCUGGAGCAGUAGUGGUGGUCAAUCAACGCAUGCGCAAAGGUGGUAAACAGUACAGCUUGUCGUCCAGUGAGAGAGAAUGUAGUGGAUAG
Molecule: messenger RNA, 1743 nt
Organism: Ostrea edulis (European flat oyster)
Lineage: Eukaryota; Metazoa; Mollusca; Bivalvia; Ostreida; Ostreidae
Product: tripartite motif-containing protein 66-like
Exons: 4
Coding region: 145-1743 (532 amino acids)
Molecular function (GO): zinc ion binding
Source: RefSeq, a predicted model, not a curated record